CUUAUUAUUAUUUCAUAACCUAUUGUCAGGUGUCAACGGUGUCAGUCAAUUUGAUCGCAUUGCAAAUAAAUUUUAUCAGUUGACUGAAUUGUUAAAUCAAGGAUAUAAAUUAUUUCAUCUGUUAAACAGAAGGAAAAAUAAUAAAUAAAAAUGGUUGCAAUCGACAUAUUAGAAGAAAGAAUAACAGAAUUAGAAAAUCGAAUUUACGGAUCAGCUGUACCAGCAGUUGACGCAACACUUCCUGAGACUUCAAUUGUUGACAAUAUACUUCAUGCAAAUACUCUUAUUUCAUCAGCAUUAUCUGGUCGUGAAAGAACAAAUGCACUUGUUAAAAGACUUCCUCAACUAAAUGAAUUAUUGGAUACAUCUUAUGACAAUGACGAUUUGAAUGUUGAAGCUAAACUUGAAAUUAUAAUAGCUAUGGAAAGUGAGAUUAAAAAAAAUCUCGAAUUAUUUAAUAAAGUUCAAAAAUUGAUGCCUGCUUUAGAAAUAAAUAAAAUACAAAAUGUACCAGAAUUGACACCAAAAUUAGAACAUUUAACUGUUAAUUAUUUGAAUUUUUAUGAAGAAUCUAACGAAAUCAAUCAUUCUAUUCAUAAAGUAUUUUCUAAAUAUAAUAAUAUUAUUGACAUUAUUUCUAAAUCAUUAAUUAGUUUAGAUGCUGCUAUCACUGCUGCUGAAAUUGCAGCCGCCCCUAAAAAACGCAUUGACGAUUAAAACUAUUUAAGAAUAUAGAUAUUAUAAAAUUAAUAAACUUUUAAAAAAAUAGAGGUUUCAAAAAAUAAAUAAAUUGCAUCGCAAUCUUGAUGAAUAAAUUUUAAUGUUAAAAAAAAAAAAAAUGUAAAUGGUAUUUGAUUUGGACGGGGUAGUAGAGUUAACAAAAUGUUUAUUAUUAUUUUUAUUCUACAAUUUGAUCAAU
Messenger RNA from Microplitis mediator, 919 nucleotides. RefSeq lists its product as uncharacterized. NCBI's taxonomy places the organism in Eukaryota, Metazoa, Arthropoda, Insecta, Hymenoptera, Braconidae. The record is from RefSeq and is a predicted model, not a curated record. Gene Ontology annotation, cellular component: dynactin complex. Gene Ontology annotation, biological process: cytoskeleton-dependent cytokinesis. The transcript is spliced from 2 exons. The coding region runs from base 151 to 717 and encodes 188 amino acids.